This is a messenger RNA of Pecten maximus, 5109 nucleotides long. RefSeq names its product inactive tyrosine-protein kinase 7-like. Lineage: Eukaryota; Metazoa; Mollusca; Bivalvia; Pectinida; Pectinidae. Gene Ontology annotation, molecular function: protein tyrosine kinase activity; ATP binding. Gene Ontology annotation, biological process: protein phosphorylation. Bases 407 to 3709 code for a protein of 1100 amino acids. The transcript has 17 exons. The record is from RefSeq and is a predicted model, not a curated record.
UCGUGAAAACAGCAUUUUUGUUGAGCCGGUCUUCGCACAAUGGGUAUCCGCCAUCGGUCAUAAAUAAGUUACUUGAUUGGUCUAAAGAUUUCUCGGAUGUUUAUAUUAAUGUGCAUAUUUAAAUAUACACCUAACUAUUAUAAGGUUGUAUUUAUUUCUUUUAAAAACUAUUUUGUACAAAUAUCUUUGGAAGCAUUGGUCGUGCAGUGAUUUUAUUACUUGGAUUUAACUCCUUGAGCUGAGAACUAUUUCCCACGCGGAGUGAGAAAAGUCGUGUGCCGGUGUGCGAUGCGGUUACUUUGAUAGCACUGUAAGCUCAUUGACAGUUUACAAGUUCGAGUUGAGGUGUGAAAAUGAUGCACUUGUAGUGAUGUUUCCGUUUUUUAUGUGGACUUAAUCAAUCGCCAUGGAUGGUAAAACAAAGGAGACAUUAUCAGUUUUAACCUUUUUAUGUUAUGUGUGUUUGUGUGCAAGUCAAGACUCGUACUACUUUAGCCGGAAACCAGAGAGUCAGUCAGUAUCCGAAAAUAGUGAGGCCAUCCUCUAUUGUGAUGUUUCCAACAGGAAGUUCAUAGAAUUCAGCUGGCUUUUAGGAGAACAGCCCAUACAAGAUACAAGUCGGAGAUUUCAGGAGGGAAGCAACUUAAGAAUACUUCGUGUCACACGAAAUGAGGACGAGGGACCAUUCAAUUGCGUUGCUACAAACAGGUCAACUGGAUUUGCUCUGCAGAGUACUGAUGCAAUGCUCAACAUUCAAUGGCUGGGAAAAACAGCAGAAGUUGAGCUACGGAAACCGAAGCCUACGGAAGUGAGACUGGGCUCGGAACUGUCCUUAAAAUGUAUUGUCUCAGGAAAUCCAGAACCAACCUACCUGUGGUACCACAACAAUUUCAGACUGCUCAAUGUUAAAGAUCGGAAGAAAGUAUCAGGGAACCGCUUUCGGAUCACAGGAGUGACUGCAGAGGAUAAUGGGAUAUAUUCCUGUCGGGCGGUGAAUGUCGCCGGGGCAGUUGAUAGCCCAAUCAAAUUCCUCCUAAACGUGAAAGCACCAAACACACCACAUCUGAUUGAGUCACGGUUUACAAGAUCCCUCCUAGUCCUGAAGAAUGAGGUUGCUAGACUGGAUUGUCCGUUCUCCAAUGCUUCCAGAAUUGAAUGGUUUGAUGACCAUGCCAAGCUCUCCAAUAACACCAGACAUACAAUCUUCAACAAUGGAUCACUGUUCUUUCCAAGAGUACGUCAGGUGGAUGAAGGAUUUUACCGAUGUGAGGGACUGGGUGACAACCGUGACAUCCCUGCCCAAAGGUUUAUGUCAGAACUCAUAUUAGCCCAUCUUGACAAGUUCUCAUCGAUGUCAUUUGAGCCAAGGUUGAUAUCAAACUUUCCAAUGGUGAUUCCAUCUCACACUCGCUUUGUUGUAAAGGUGUUCCAACCCAGUGGCCAGCCUGAGCCUAUUCUCAGAUGGUAUGAUCGUAACGAUUUGUUGAUUGGGAAUUCCGGUCAGAUUCAUGUGGAAGGAGACAACCUGGUCUUUGAAAACCCACAAGAAAUGGAUUCCGGAAACUACACGUGUGUUAUUACAAACAUUGCUGGAGAAAAACGUCAAAAUGUUUGGAUCAUCGUCUCAGUCCCCCCUAUCAUCCGAAGGCCACCGCAACCUCAGGAAGUGGAGGAGGAUGGUAUGGUGACAUUCAACUGUCAGGUGACUGGAACCCGCCCCCCUGUUACCACGGUUAUAUGGGAUAAGGAUGGCGAAUAUGUGAAAUCGGGAUCGAGUCGUCAUCGAAUGGAUCUAAACAGAGGAAUACUGACCAUCACUAAUGUCCAGAUGCAAGAUGCCGGAGCAUACGCUUGUGUGGCAAAUACCACUGGACAGGACCUCGUAUUCUCCGACAGGGCUUACCUCCGUGUCAGAAAGAGGUUGAAGUUUGAUCCCCUUCCUGAAAAUACCUACAUUGAGCUUCUCGACCAGGAUGCUAGCGUACCGUGUUUUGCUGAGGGAGAUGGACAGGUCCGUAUCAAAUGGUUUAAGGACGGGCGCAUUAAUAUUGCCCCACAUGUCGCAAAUGUGGAGGGUACACUCCACUUCUACAAGGUACAGCGGUCAGACUCUGGUCUGUAUACCUGUCAAGCCUACAACGACAAGCAGGGAGCCAUUGAUGUCACAAUCAACAUUGACGUUGUUGAACGUCCACGAUUCCAAGUGCAGCCUAAGAAUGUGACAGUGUUUGAAGGUCAGCCUGCCAUGUUACACUGUGUCGCCAGUGGGGACCCACCUCCCAUGAUUAUCUGGGACAAAAAUUACUUCACUGAUGACUUCGACAAGUCACGUGUCAUUAAAUACAGCAAUGGCACUUUAUAUCUCAGCAAAGUUUAUAUUCAAGACAAAGGAAAAUAUGGCUGCACUGCAAACAACACAGCUGGUUCUAUCCGCAGGGAGGCUUACUUAAAUGUUGCCACAGCCAACGACUACUCCAAGACUGCGGAACAGGAUGAUGAGGAAGGCUUCGAUAUGAUGAAGACGAUAAUCAUAGCUGUUUGUAGUGCAGCUGCAUACCUGGCGCUUGUGAUCGGACUUACAGCUUUCUGCAGCUACCGAAUGCUGAUGCAGAGGAGGAACCGCAAAUCUCUUGUCAAGUCUGAGAAUGGGGACAUCAGCAGGGAGCAACAUGAGUUACUGAUGAAGGAUCGUGACAGUGAGUCGAGGACACCAUUCCGCAGCGACAGUGACAACAGGUCUCACGUAUCAGGAAUGUCCUCUCAGCCGUCCCACUCUUCUCAGUCCCAGUCCCAGUGUCCCUCACAUGCCCGCAGUCGCCGUGGUAGCUACGACAGACUACAGUUCCCUCGACAAAACUUACAGACCCUUGGCAUGCUUGGAAAAGGUUCAUUUGGUGAUGUUUUUCUGGCAAAGGCACGAGGCAUACGAGACAGUGAACCGGAGACCCUUGUCCUUGUCAAGACACUUCUCAUCAAAGAUGAACAACUUUACUUUGAAUUCAAACAGGAAAUGGACAUGUUUGCUAAGCUCGAUCAUCCAUACAUCGUCAAGUUACUGGGUGUCUGUCGGGAAGUGGAGCCACAUUUCAUGAUCACAGAGUAUUGUGAUUGGGGUGAUUUGAAACAGUACUUACUGGCCACACGGAGUGACAAUGGUCUUCGGAUUAAUCGUGUGCCACCUCUCUCUACUGGACAAAAACUCAACAUGUGCCACCAGGUGGCACUAGCCCUUGAGCACCUGUCCAAUCACAGAUUUGUACACAGAGAUGUGGCAUCACGGAAUGUGAUGCUCACAUCAAAUCUGAGUUUGAAGCUCUCCAGCAUGUCCAUGUGCAGAGAUGCCUACGCAUCAGAGUAUUACAAUAUUCAUCAGAAUCUUAUUCCUCUCCGAUGGCUGCCUCCGGAGGCUGCCUUGGAAAACGACUAUUCCACAAAAAGUGAUGUGUGGUCUUUUGGAGUUUUCGUGUGGGAAGUGUUUCAUCUAGCAGACUUGCCGUAUUUAAGUAUGUCAAAUGAGGAAGUUUUAAAAAGACUACGAGUGAGAGAUCUCCAGCUGGAUAUUUCAUCAGAUCUCUGUCCAAUGGAAAUUUCAGACUUGAUACGCAAAUGUGUGAAUGAAAGUCCUCGUGAGAGGCCUCAGUUCAGCGAACUCUGCAUAUACAUCGGUGAUAUCAUAACAGGGGUACAACCAAGCUUGAACAAGAGCUGAGAAAGGUCAAAGGUCACACCAACAUACUGCUGUUUCAACAUUUUUGGUUCUCUGAGAUUUUGUUACUUUCCAUCAUACAGUGUCGUGCAGUAUGUCUGCCAGCUGUAUUCUGGAGGGAGAUUUGUCUGUCAGCCUUUGUUUAGGAAGACUGUUAAAUUGUACCAAAAUUUGGACAGAAAGAGAUAUACGUUGUCUGUCCUUGUACAGCUGGAUAAGAGAGUCUGUCUGUUCCGAGAUAAACAAGGAAAGUGUUGAUGUCCUAGGACAUGAUGAUAAGUGGAUGGACAAGCUUGUCUUUAAGACAGGAAUAUCAAGGACAGACGUGAUGAAAAGAAUAAUAAAAAAAAACAAACAGAAAAAGCAGAUUUUGAUUGUAUCUGUUGAAUUAUGACGAGCAGUCUGUCUGUCCUUGCAUGAUUGCAGGACAAUCUGUCCAUCAGGCAAUCAUAUUACGUCCAAAUAUUUCAUUGUCCGUACCACAUACUGAGGUAACCUCAGCGCCUUUAAGAGCUAUGAUGACAACAUGUUACUUUGGCAGUAUACACCACACUAUAGCAUUGGUCUUCUGGUAUUCUACAAAGUCCGGAUCAUCAACAAAGUAUUUAUCGUCUGAUCAACACACGAUAUCUCUAUAUCAUUGUACAGUAUUAUUUCCAUGGCUGAGUAUUAUUGACUUUCUGUGAUUUUCUCAAAAGAAUGCUGUUUUGAUUCGGAUAAACCGAUCAUUGAUUUCCAAAAUUACAGUCAUGGUAGUUUAGACUUAAAGGGGAACAAAGAUUUCUUAACAAGUAGCAUUGUAUGUGAACACCCUAUUAAAUUUGGGUAAGAUUUAAUCAAUGUCUACCCUUAUGUAACAGACAAGACUUUAUACAUUUUCAACUCUUUGUUUCAUUCCUGUACCUGGUGAAAUGGGAAAUAUGUUCUAGUGCAUGUUAUGUAUAUAACUUUCUGAAGGGAUUCUAGCUUUAAAUUUUGUAAGAUUUCAAACUAUCUGCUCUUCACAAAUAAUUAUUUUUCAAGUUGAUCAAACUUUAAAAGGCACCAUUGACCACAGCUUAUAAAUUUAAUCAAUUUGAAAGUCAUUUACUCAUUGGUCGAGUUAGAUGGUGAAUCGGCCAUACUGUUCACCAAAAUCGUACAAAAUUUUACGUUUGAAUUCCCGACUUUUAUGAUUUACAUUGAAAAUGUAAAAAUGUAAAGUGUUAGUAGUACUGUUAUUUAUUACCUGUAGUUUGUUACUGUUGCAUUGUCACCAUAGUUACUCUAGCUGAAAUCCAUAGAUAGGCUAGAAUUUACUUUGUACAGAAACAUUCAUUUUCUGUGGUAACUGUUCUUCAAUAUUGCUUCCAUGAAUUUCAACAGCAGUAUAAAUUUCAAAUUCAGUGCAUUUUACUCCACAC